UCCGCACGUUGCUUGUUCAUCAGUUAUCUGCUGUUAACGAUCAAGAUGAGAGUCUAUAGUCGGCUGUUGGCUACUGCCAGCAAUGCUGGUGCAUCGAAUUCCUUCCGCCCAACCCCAAUGGCACUUCUACCACCAAUUCCGCUUUACCGGCGACUACUACGAGCUCAUCGGAAGCUCCCGAAAGAAGAGCGCACGUUGGGAGACCUAUAUGUCAAGAAGGAGUUCCGUGCUCAUAAGGAUAUUGAUAAUCCAGUGCACAUAGUUGGAUUUCUUUCUGAGUGGCAGAUGUAUGCCCAGCAAUUAUCGGGUGAUGCCUGGAAAGAUGCGAAAAUGGACAGCGCCAAAGUUGAUAAGAUGAGCGACCAACAAAUUGGCCAGUUGUAUGAGCUAAUGACUGCUAUUCGCAAACAAGAGCUUGAUGACAAUGAGGCGGAGAAAGAAUCUGGCAACGAAAAAUGAAAUGUUUAGGCCUCUGUCUUCACAGCCUGGAUGGGAACACGCUUCCACGGCUACGCUCCAAGAAAACCUUCAAUGCUGGGUGUGACAUGAACAGCAUUCCGCCAGCUCCAUACGUGAAGCACCGCUGAAGCUCAACAUGGGGAACUACCAGCAAUCGUAUAUAACAUUCAA
Messenger RNA from Paraphaeosphaeria sporulosa, 630 nucleotides. RefSeq names its product acetate non-utilizing protein 9, mitochondrial precursor. Gene Ontology annotation, biological process: succinate metabolic process; mitochondrial respiratory chain complex II assembly. The record is from RefSeq and is a predicted model, not a curated record. The transcript is spliced from 3 exons. Bases 46 to 459 code for a protein of 137 amino acids. Lineage: Eukaryota; Fungi; Ascomycota; Dothideomycetes; Pleosporales; Didymosphaeriaceae. Gene Ontology annotation, cellular component: mitochondrion; mitochondrial intermembrane space.